This is a messenger RNA of Candidula unifasciata, 4136 nucleotides long. The record is from the annotation of a GenBank genome assembly. Lineage: Eukaryota; Metazoa; Mollusca; Gastropoda; Stylommatophora; Geomitridae.
GAAAACAGAAGGAUGAUAAGAAAAAGAACAGAAACAUUGUUCGACCAGGGACAAAGCCAAAACAGGAUAUCAAGUCUAUGUUUGCUGCUGCUGCGGUAACUUCCAAGAAGAAAUCUGAAGCAGAUGUCAGCCUGGCCAAUGAUGAUAUUUUGGAUGGAUUGAUGGGAGAGCUGAACAAAAAAGCAGUGAAAUUGCCAAGUGGCAAGCAUGACCAACCAAUCACAAAGCCACCUAAGAAAGCCGCUUAUAAUCCCUUCAAAGUAGACACGCGGACACCUCCACAAAAAGUGCAAGCUUUAGAAACAGCUGGUUCCGUUAAACGAAAUUUGUCCUAUGAAAAAGUACCAGUGUCCAAAAAAUCAAACAUAUCGGCCUCAAAAGAUUUGCUGACGGCAGUCAAGGUUGAGCCAGAUGAUGUACCUGAGCACAGUGGAUCAGACAGUGACAUCCAAGAGAAUAUUAAUAAAGUGGAGCAAGUUAAUGAUGGCCAAGAUGAACUUGACAUGUCAGAUAUUGAUUUUGAUGAUGUUGAGGAUUGCACCAGGGAAGACAUCAAAGUUGAGCCAACCGACCAUCAGCUAGAGAAUAAGCCCAAGCCAUCCAGGCAUCUUAUUAGUGAAGACACAUUGACUGUAGGAUGGGACAAUGCUGGAAGCACGGGUCAGUCAGUUCCUGUAGACGUUCAGGUGGACACCUCAAAACUUCCACUGACCAGCAAUGCCACAGGAGAGCAGGUGCUGAGGUUCUACUGGUUGGAUGCUUUUGAAGAUCCUUACCAUCAGCCUGGGACUGUCUAUCUGUUUGGUAAAGUUUAUGUGGAGAGUGUCAAGGCCUAUGUCAGUCUCUGUGCCACUGUCAAGGGCAUAGAAAGACGAGUGUUUGUCUUGCCUCGGGUCAAGCGUGUGAAUUUGAAAACCAAUCAAGAGUUAGAUGAAGACGUAACACUUCCCCUGGUGUACGAAGAAUUUCAGAGGAUGGCAGAAAAACACAAAAUCGACGAGUUUCGAUCCAUGAAAGUGAAGAAAAACUAUGCUUUUGACAAGCUGGAUGUUCCAGUUGAAGCAGAUUAUUUGGAAGUCCGAUAUUCUGCAGAUCGUCCAGUGUUGCCGUCAGAUCUGAAGGGAGAAACUUUCAGUCAUGUAUUUGGAACUAAUACUUCCAGCCUGGAACAUCUGCUCAUCAGUCGGAAAAUGAAAGGACCAGCCUGGCUGGAGUUGAAGUGUCCACAGGUACCUGCUGCUGAGACAAGUUGGUGCAAACUGGAGGCUGUCAUUGCAAGACCAGACUACAUCACCGUGUGUUCUGAUAACCAACCACCACCACCUCUUGUGGUCAUGACCUUGAAUUUACAAACAUUGCCGAAUCCAAAAACACGGCAGAAUGAGAUUGUGGCAGCAGCAUGCCUGGUUCACAGUGAUUUUCACAUGGAUAAACCAGCCCCCAAACAGCAGUUCCAGCAGCAUUUCUGUGUGAUCACAAAGCCUAAUGAUUGCAUCUUCCCAUUUGAUUUCAAGGACCAGGUCACAAAGCAGGCUGGUCGUAUGAAAGUGGAAAUUACUUCAGGUGAGCGUGGAUUGAUUGGCUUUCUCCUGGCCAAGAUUCACAAGCUGGACCCGGAUCUGCUUGUAGGUCAUGAUAUCUAUGGCUUUGACCUUGACCUGUUACUGCAUCGUAUUAGUGCCAACAAAGUGCCACACUGGUCUAAGAUCAGCAGACUCAAGAGAACAUUCAUGCCAAAGCUUGCGCAAAGUCAUGGAAGAGCUACAUUUGCUGAAAAGUCAGCUGUCUGUGGUCGUAUGAUGUGCGAUGUACAAAUCUCUGCCCGUGAGCUCAUUCGCUGCCGCAGUUAUGACCUCUCCGAGUUAGUCAAGCAGGUGUUGAAAACCGAUCGUACUGACUUGGAUUAUGAUGAAGUCCGAGAGAUGUUCUCGACCAGUCGUCAGCUUCUCCAGCUGAUUGAAAGAACUCUUGUAGAUUCCAAGCACAUCUUGAACAUCAUGUAUGAGCUGAACGUCAUCCCUCUGGCCCUUCAGAUCACUAAUAUUUGUGGCAAUGUUAUGUCGAGAACACUGAUGGGUGGCCGGUCUGAGCGCAAUGAAUGGCUGUUGCUUCAUGCAUUCAGUGAGAAGCAGUACAUCUGUCCUGACAAGGACUUCAAGAAGAAAGUUGUGCCUGCUGGAGUUGAUGAUGAUGAAUUAGAUCAGCCUGCAUCUAAGAAAACAGCUCAGGGCAAGCGGAAGCCAGCAUAUGCUGGUGGUUUAGUACUGGAGCCAAAGAAAGGGUUUUAUGAUACAUACAUUCUGCUGCUGGACUUCAACUCCCUGUAUCCAUCGAUUAUCCAAGAAUACAACAUAUGUUUCACCACCAUCUCAAGGUCAGGGGCAGUAACUGAGGCCGCUGAUGAUGAUGAGGCAAAUUUGAUACUCCCAGACCCUGACCUUGAGCCUGGAGUUUUGCCAACAGAGAUUCGGAAACUUGUUGACAGCAGGAAGUUGGUGAAAACAUUAAUGAAGAACAAUGAUGUCAGCCCAGAGCAGAUGAUGCAGUAUGACAUCCGACAGAAAGCCCUCAAGCUAACAGCCAACUCCAUGUAUGGGUGUCUGGGUUUCACUUUCUCUCGUUUUUAUGCGAAGCCAUUGGCUGCAUUGGUAACUGGGAAAGGAAGAGAGAUUUUGAUGCAGACGAAGGAUCUGGUACAGAAAAUGAACUUGGACGUUAUUUACGGUGACACAGAUUCCAUUAUGAUUAACAGCAACAGCACCGACCUAGACCUUGUUUACAAGCUGGGAAAUAAGGUCAAGAGUGAGGUCAACAAACUGUACCGUCUGCUAGAAAUUGACAUUGAUGGGGUCUUCAAGUCCAUGCUUCUUUUAAAGAAGAAAAAGUAUGCAGCUUUAAGUAUCUCACGUUCAGCCGACGGGAAAGUGACCACCACUCAAGAAUUAAAAGGUCUGGACAUUGUCCGCAGAGAUUGGUGUGACCUUGCUAAAGAAGCUGGACAGUUUGUAGUCAGCGAGAUCUUAUCUGGUCAGCCCCGAGAGGUCAUUGUGGAGAGCAUCCAUUCUAAGCUGCAGAAAGUUGGUGAAGAAGUCAGACAGGGUGAACUUCCCCUUCCUCUCUUCUACAUUACCAAGCAACUAACCAAGAACCCAGAGGAUUACCCAGACAAGAAGAACCUAGCCCAUGUCCAGGUGGCAUUAAGGUUCAACUCUAAGGGAGGCAAGAAGAUGAAAGCUGGGGACACUGUGCCUUACAUUAUUUGUGAGGAUGGUUCAACAUUGUCUGCCACACAAAGAUCUUACCACCCAGAUGAACUAGCCAAACAGGAUAAUCUCAAAGUUGAUACCAGAUAUUAUCUGGCACAUCAGAUCCAUCCAGUUGUUGCCAGGUUGUGUGAUCCAAUUGAAGGGACAGAUAGUGCUCGUAUUGCAGAAUGUCUGGGUUUGGAUCCGUCCGGUUAUCGACACACCACUCGCCAGGAGGAUACAGCAGAAGAAGACCUUGUGACCAUGCAGCUGACACUAGAAGAAAGGUUCAGAGAUUGUGAUAGAUUUACAUUUUGUUGUCCUUCGCCGAAUUGUGACCGUCAGAUAGUACUGGACUCUGUGUUCACUGGCAAUGAUUCAAACAUUAGCCCAGCCAUCCUGGCGUGCCCUAAUAUGGAAUGCAGAAUGCCAUUGUGGAAGUUAAAGGCCAAACUAAAGAAUCUUCUUCAGAUGAAGAUACAGCAACAUGUGAACAAGUACUAUCAGGGAUGGCUAGUGUGUGAGGACACCGGCUGUGCUGCCAGGACAAACAAGAUGCCCUUAAUCAUGCAGAGGGGUCACCCAGUUUGUCCCACCUGUGAUAAAGGUUACCUACAUCCAGAGUACACUGACUCGGCUCUGUACACCCAGCUGUGUUUCUAUGAGUACAUGUUUGAUGUCCCUAAAGCUAUCACAUGCCUGAAUGAUAUUGAGAAAGCCAUAGCUCGCAAGAUGAACUCUGAGAUCCUACAGACUUACAGAGAAUUAAAACUUGUCGUUUCUCGUUGGCUGGAUAAAAGUGCUUAUUCAAAUGUGGAUUUAGGCAAACUGUUUCAGGGUCUUGGAUUUUCCACAAGUUUGAACAGAGUGAAAACAGAAAAAGAACACUAG